This is a messenger RNA of Prunus mume (Japanese apricot), 697 nucleotides long. The record is from RefSeq and is a predicted model, not a curated record. Lineage: Eukaryota; Viridiplantae; Streptophyta; Magnoliopsida; Rosales; Rosaceae.
UGCUUGUACCACGAAGUCACUCUUUGUGGGACAUACAGAUUAUAAAUACUUGAGGUACCAGGUAAUUGAUACACCAGGGAUUUUGGACCGCCCAUUUGAAGACCGUAACAUUUUUUAGAUGUGCAGCAUCACAGCUUUGGCUCACUUGAGAGCUGUGGUAUUGUUUUUCUUGGACAUCUCGGGGUCUUGUGGGUACAGCAUUGCCCAACAGGCAGCUCUUUUCCACAGUAUUAAGUCUCUGUUUAUGAACAAACCAUUGAUUAUAGUCUGCAACAAAACUGAUUUGCAGCCAUUGGAGGGUAUAUCUGAGGAAGACAAGAAGUUGGUCACGGAGAUGAAAGCUGAAGCUAUGAAGACAGUGAUUGGUCAAGGAGGUGAGGCUACCAAUGAUGAGGGGGUACUCUUGACCAUGAGCACUCUGACCGAGGAGGGGGUUAUUGCUGUAAAGAAUGCAGCUUGUGAGAGGUUGUUGAAUCUCAGAGUGGAAUUGAAGAUUAAAUCCAAAAAGAUAAAUGACUGCUUAAAUCAUUUUCAUGUUGCAAUGCAAAAGCCAUGUGACCAUAAGGAAAGACCCCCAUGUAUACCUCAGGUAGUUUUAGAAGCUAAGGCUAAGCAAGCAGCGGAGAAGGAAAAGAGAAACACAGAAAGGGAUUUUUGUAUACUCUGCCAGUUCGAAGAAGAAUUAUAUGUUAGCUAA